UUUUCGUCUCUACAAUCGAGAAAUAUGAAUCAACAGAGAGACAUAUAUUCAAAUCGAGAUAAAUUCAACGCAUAUAUCAUAAACGCAUUUAGAUAACUUAUCAGUAAUUUAAACAUUUUAAACUUUAUCACUUCGGCUUUUACAAAUGGCGUACUUCAUUCCUAGAGUGGGAACGAGAGGUUAAGUAUAGGAUACCGAUACCAUACCGUCACAAUUAUCAAUUAUAUUCUGCGGUCACGCGGUCAUAUAUAUUAACGCAAUCGUUCUCAAACGUUAAAAUUUUAUACUGCAAGUAACUGCGAGUUCAAGAUAAGAAAUUAAACAUCUCCUAUUAUGGCAAAUAAAAUCAAGGUAGGAAUAAUAUGUGGCUCGGGUCUUGGUGAGAGCCUAAGCAAAACAUUCAAUUGUAGCAACACCACGAAUCGUGAGAAUGCAAAGAACGAUUUCGGAUAUCCAUCCAGUAAUCUUUACCAUGGAUGCGUCGAUGGAGUAAAUGUGGUGCUAUUGGCCAGACAUGGAGCGGGGCACAUAUUUAGCCCCACUGGAGUUAAUUACCGUGCUAACAUAGAAGCGUUGCGGCUUGCUGGAUGUACCCACAUAUUGGCGUCUAGUGCGUGUGGAUCGUUGACAGAGUCUAUCGGUAGGGGACAAUUAGUCGUACCUGAUAGCUUUAUAGAUAGAACUAAUUGCAGGAAGGGUACAUUCUACGAUGGAACGUCGGACAAGUAUAGCGGAGUAUGCCACAUGCCUAUGGAGCCUGCGUUUGAUCCGCGAACGUCGGAGAUCCUGUUGCAGGCAGCCAAAAAGUUGGGAUACAACAUAAGAAAGGGUGGAACAGUGAUAACUAUUGAAGGCCCGCGCUUUUCAUCGAAAGCAGAGAGUAACGCUCUGCGUCUAUGGGGUGGACAUUUGGUGAACAUGACCAUAUGCCCGGAGGUAUUCCUAGCGAAAGAAGCAGGUCUUUUGUACGCAGCUGUAGCCAUGGCGACUGAUUACGAUUGCUGGAGAGAAAGCGAAGAUAAUGUUCAUGCAGCCGACGUGCUGGUUGUAUUCAGGCAAAAUGUUGAUAAAAUAAUAAAUGUGCUGUUGGAGGCAGUAAAGAUUAUUGGCUGUGGAGAUUGGGAGCAGGAUAUUGUCAAGUUGAAGAACUUAAUCGAGAGCAGCAAUGUAACUGUAAAGAAAUAAACCUUCUACUUGCAAAGUGAAAUGAAGAAACCGUGUCUAACGUGUAUAACCACAUAAAUACAUAAAAAUCAAAGCUAAGAUUUCAGAUGAAGGCCUCUUGUGAAAUUUUUGUACAUUCCGCGCGCGUAAAACUUUAUACUGUUUAUAGAAAGGACUCUGUAAACUUUAUACUUUAUAGAGAGAACCAUUAUAUAUAAAGAAUCAAUUUAUUUUACGAGAUACUUUUGUAACCGCAAAUGGUGAGCUUUUAUAAAAUUAUUACAUGAAAUUACGUUACAUA
Molecule: messenger RNA, 1465 nt
Organism: Wasmannia auropunctata (little fire ant)
Lineage: Eukaryota; Metazoa; Arthropoda; Insecta; Hymenoptera; Formicidae
Product: S-methyl-5'-thioadenosine phosphorylase
Exons: 6
Coding region: 334-1185 (283 amino acids)
Biological process (GO): nucleoside metabolic process
Cellular component (GO): cytosol
Molecular function (GO): S-methyl-5-thioadenosine phosphorylase activity
Source: RefSeq, a predicted model, not a curated record